AUGUCUCAGCCCUGUCUCAGCCCGUCCAUGUCUCAGCCCGUCCAUGUCUUCAGCCCUCCCCAUGUCUCAGCCCCCGCCCAUGUCUCAGGCCCGUCCAUGUCUCAGCCCGUCCAUGUCUCAGCCUGGUCUCAGCCAUGUCUCAGCCCGUCCAUGUCUCAGCCUGCCCAUGUCUCAGCCUGCCCCAUGUCUCAGCCCGUCCAUGCCUCAGCCCCUGCCCAUGUCUCAGCCAUGUCUCAGCCCGUCCAUGUCAGCCCUCCAUGUCCAUGUCUCAGCCCGCGUCAUGUCUCAGCCCGUCCAUGUCCAGUCUCCAUCUCAGCCCGUCCAGCUCAGCCUGUCCAUGUCUCAGCCCGUCCAUGCUCAGCCCAUGGUCCAUGUCUCAGCCCGUCCAUGUCUCAGCCCAUGUCUCACAUGUCUAAGCCCGUCCAUGUCUCAGCCUGCCCAUGUCUCAGCCCGUCCAUGUCUCAGCCCGUCCAUGUCUCAGCCCGUCCAUGUCUCAGCCCGUCCAUGUCUCAGCCUGCCCAUGUCUCAGCCCGCCCAUGUCUCAGCCCGUCCAUGUCUCAGCCCGCCCCCAGUCUCAGCCCGCCCAUGUCUCAGCCCGUCCAUGUCUCAAGCCCGUCCAUGUCCCUCAGCCCGCCCAUGUCGUCAUGUCUCAGCCCAAGUCCAUGUCUCAGCCGUCCAUGUCUCUCAUGCUCAGCGUCCAUGUCUGUCUCAGCCCGUCCAUGUCUCAGCCGUCCAUGUCUCAGCCCGUCCAUCUCAGCCGCCCAUGUCUCUAGCCCGUCCAUGUUCUGUCUCAGCCCGCCCAUGUUCAGCCCGUCCAUGUCUCAGCCCGUCCCAUGUCUCAGCCCCGUCCAUGCUCAGCCUGUCUCAGCCCGUCCAUGUCUCAGCCCGUCCAUGUCUCAGCCCGCCCAUGUCUCAGCCUGUCCAUGUCUCAGCCCGUCCAUCCAGCCCGUCUCAGCCCGCCCCUCAGCAUGUCUCAGCCCGCCCAGUCUCAGCCCGCCCAUGUCUCAGCCGUCCAUGUCUCUCAGCCCGUUCCAUGUCUCAAGCCCGUCCAGUCUCAGCCCGUCCAUGUCUCAGCCUGCCCAUGUCUCAGCCCGUCCAUGUCUCAGCCCGCCCAUGUCUCAGCCUCCAUGUCUCAGCCCGUCCAUGUCCUCAGCCCGUCCAUGUCUCAGCCCGCCUGCCCAUGUCUCGCCCGUCCAUGUCUCAAGCCCGUCCAUGUCUCAGCCCGUCCAUGUCUCAGCCCCGUCCAUGUCCGUCCAUGUCUCAGCCCGUCCAUGUCUCAGCCUGCCCAUGUUCAGCCUGCCCAUGUCUCAGCCCUUCAUUGUCUCAGCCCGCCCAUGUCUCAAGCCCGUCCAUGUCUCAGCCCCUCAUGUCUCAGCCCGUCCAUGUCUCAGCCCGCCCAUGUCUCAGAGCCAUGUCUCAGCCCGCCAUGUCUCAGCCCGUCCAUGUCUCAGCCCCCAUGUCAUGCCCAUUCUCAGCCCGUCCAUGUCUCAGCCUCCAUGUCUCAGCCCGUCCAUGUCUCAGCCUGCCCAUGUCUAA
This is a messenger RNA of Penaeus vannamei (Pacific white shrimp), 1536 nucleotides long. The record is from RefSeq and is a predicted model, not a curated record. NCBI's taxonomy places the organism in Eukaryota, Metazoa, Arthropoda, Malacostraca, Decapoda, Penaeidae.